GGAGCUGCUGCACCUGAUACACCGGGGCGGGAGCGCGGCGGAGGAGGGCGGGAGGGAGCGGCGCUGCCGCCGCCUGCGAACGCCUCUCGCCGCCGUUAGACAGCGCUGGUCUCGCCGCUUCUCCCUCCACCCGCCCCUUCUGCGCGGAGCUGGGCUCUCGCUCCUGUUCCCCUCGGGGCCGGCGGCAGCGCGUCCUCCUCCUCGUCUCCCCUGGGCCCCAUGGCUUCGGCCGGCAGCGGCAUGGAGGAGGUGCGCGUCUCGGUGCUGACCCCGCUGAAGCUCGUGGGGCUGGUGUGCAUCUUUCUGGCGCUGUGCCUGGACCUGGGAGCCGUGCUGAGCCCUGCCUGGGUGACGGCGGACCACCAGUACUACCUGUCCCUCUGGGAGUCCUGCCGCAAGCCCGGCAACUUGGACAGCUGGCUCUGCGAGUCGACGCUGCACAGCGACUGGCAGAUAGCUACUCUGGCUCUGCUGCUGGGUGGUGCUGCCAUUAUUCUCAUAGCUUUCCUGGUUGGGCUGAUCUCCAUCUGCGUGGGAUCUCGGAGGCGGUUCUACAGACCAGUUGCAGUCAUGCUCUUUGCUGCAGUUGUUCUCCAGGUCUGCAGCUUAGUCCUUUACCCAAUCAAGUUCAUCGAAACGGUCAGCUUGAAAAUAUACCAUGAAUUCAACUGGGGCUAUGGCCUGGCGUGGGGUGCAACUAUAUUUUCAUUUGGGGGUGCCAUUCUUUAUUGCCUGAACCCUAAGAACUAUGAAGACUAUUACUAGAAUCAUUUAAUGAAAAGAAAAAUAAAAAAAAGGAUUACCCCAUCUUUUCUAGCUCACAGUUUUUUUAGAACACUUGUGGAGCACCAAACAGUCUGCUCUGUUGAUAAAAUAGCCUUUGCCUUUUGGGUGUGAACACUGUAACCAGCUUUUACGACCAUUUAGAAGAACUGCAAACACUAGGAUUGCUGAUCUUACAUAGGCAGAUGCUGCAAGCUGCUGAUACAUAAACUUCAUUUUUCCUGACAACAAGCAAAAGGAUCUACGUGAGAGUGAUCAUUGCGAGAAAACUGGUUGGAAUGAGAAUGCAAUGCCAGCAUCUGCUAUUGCCUUCAGGGGAGCAGCUGGUAUGGGCUCCAUUUAGAAGUUUUCCUGUAUCAUAGAGGAUUCAGAUGUCUGAUAAGCAGGCAAUGGCAUCUUGUACACUAGGCUGUGUUGGCCCCUUGUUACUUGCUCAGAAAUGCUCUUAAGGAAUUAGUUGCAAGUGACUGUGUUUAGGGCAAUGAAUGUAACUGGUUAAUGACUUGUCUAAUAUCUGCACUCAACAGUCUGCUGGGAGAAUAAUAAAAAAAAAGAAAAACCCAAACAAGCCACCAACCCACACAGGAUUUCAUGAAUUGGUAAUUGACAUCACCGUGCCAGCUGUAGCAGAUUGUUGAAGGAAGUCCAAACCCAGAGACAUGUGCUUCUGACUGUGUAGUUGGAAGUUGUCUCAGCUCUCAGUGUUUUGCUGGAGGGGUGAAGAUAAUGGGGAGUAGAAAAAGACCUGAUCUGUCCCUGAGACGCCUAAAAUGUGUGAAUGAAUUGUAGUUGUCCUGAGUACCCAUUUAACUUCCAAACAUCGUCAUGGAAAGAAUGCAUAUGGAACAAGUUCAGUUAUAUUUUUGAAAGGUAUUUGUUAGUAUAAAUGAAUAUAUAUAAUGCAAAUAUAUAUAUGCAGAGGGAGAGAAAUGCUGCAUCUUAAACUUGUAAUUUGAGCUGUGAUGCAGUGGUUAAAAUACUAACUUUGUACACAUUCUUGAAGGUCUUGGAUUGGUACCCCCAAUUUUGGUUAGUGUUACAAAAUAAACACACAAUGGUUUGUCUUCUGUAUAUGCCCUUGUACAGACUCUGUGUUAUGGGAAAUGCUUAAAAGUUCACAUCAAUUUAAGGUCAAACUGGACAAAAAUAACUUCUUGCUAUUCCAUGUGUAAUAUAAUACUUUCUAAAAAUUCUUCUCUAAGGCUGUUGCAAAUUUAAAAACUGCCAUUUUUUAAAAGUCUAGUUAGGUUGUGAGUGUCCCUGAUCAUCAAUAAUACCGCUGAGACCCCAUCAUGUUAAAACAUUAGCACUUCAGGAGGUAAGCUCUUGUUUUUAAAAGAUGAGUUUCUAAUGGACUGUCUAAUGAUGAUGUACUUCUGAGUACUCCUUGCUUAGUAUGUUUCCCACUUAAAACAUCCAGAGACUGUACUCAUGAAAUGAAACCCAAGAUAAAAUAGGGAGAACUCUCACAUGAAUUAAAUCCGCAUCACUUUUAUUUUUGUUUACAAUUUGCUUAUUUGGAUAUUUUCAAUUAAUUAUAUGCAUAUUUUUAUACAAUUGUAAUCUUUAGAAAUAACUAUUUUUUUUAAUGGAAAAAUUUAAAAUAUAUUCUAUGUGGACCUCUGCACAAGCAGAUAUGCUGGGGUUGCACAUCCACCUCUACACAAAUGGUUUUGCUGCUUCCACGUAAAAGAUUCCUGAAUUACUCGGUGUUAAGAUGGAUCUCUUGUGUUACUGCUGGGCCACCAUAUGCAGGGUGCUGAGGGUCUGCAAUGAGCAGGGGACCACAGGGCUGCCUUUAGGAGGUCAUUGUGCAAGUCUUGCUGGCUUGUGGAGAUGGUUUCUAAAACUCUGGGAUGCUCUGGAGUUCAGUCUUUAUUACCGUGGCAGAAUCUUCCAUAUCGGCAGUAUUUGCAGAAGCAGUGGUGAUUAAUUAGAUUAGACGGAGCAAAAUGCAGCUUGACAUGGAAGGGAUUGCAUGGCAAUGCCUGGAGAGCAAAAAGGAUGGGAGGAAAACUUGUAUCCAGUUAUUUCACAGGCACCAAGAGAGCAUUUGUAACUCUGCUUUAUUUCCUGAGACUGACUUAGGGCGGAUAUUCAGUAUGUAGUUAACUCAGUAUCUUUCUGAACAGCUGUGUAGUUCUUUUAUUUAGCAGCAUGGAGAACAUUGUAGUUUGGCAUGGGAAUUAGGUUCGUGCAGAGAAGCCCACUGUGAGAAGAUGUCUGUACCUUUCUAAGAGGAUGGUGUUUUGGGGCUGGCAUUGCGUGGCACUUUGUGCUGAGAAGAAGGUACAAUGCCGAAUUAUCAAAUUAUUUUUCUUUAUGUGGAGUUUGAGCAAAAGCAACUGUCAGGCCUAAGGCAAAUGCAAAUGAAUGGUGUGUGCUCUGCAAGUCACUGGCUGCUAAUGUAAAAGGUGUUCAGGCAAAACAAUGUACAAACGUGAAUGCCUAAAGACAAGGUUCUUGAUUCACAUCUGAGUCAGAGAUCUGAUUUUCAGUCUCAACAUCUGCUUUUCCUCUUGAAGGUAAUGCAGUCUAUUAGGACCCACCUCUCAGACUCCUCAGGACCUUUGUGUUUGGGCAAAUAGUAUGUGGAUUUAGGUACCUACCUUUAGCUUAGGUUGCUACUGCAGUGUCUUUUUUUUUUUUCCCCUUUACCAUUGCAAAUUUUGGCAAGCAUUCUGUUUCUCAGAACUGAACUAAAGGUAAAUGCAAUUUUGUGCUGAUUUUUUUUUUAGCCACAAAAAAGAUGCAAGUCUCUGUCGAGUGUACACACGACAAAUUAAUAAUUUGGUAUGUUGUGCUUGUGUCAUGUCAUGACUGUUUCAGUUUGACUUUCUCUCACUGGCAGAAUGAUUCUCUCCCACAACAAAUCUUUUUUUUUUUUCCUUCCAAAUAUAUAUGAAUAAAUAUAUAUAUAGCAAACUUGCAAGCAGGGCUAGUUAUUUGUAUUUUUUAAGCUUAAAGUAUACCGUCCGGUGCUGACAAGUACCCAGCACCUCUUCUGGAUUUCUUGCACAACUUCGUUUAGCUUUUGUAAAUUUUAAAAACAAAUAUAGAGAGACCUAUGUGUUUGAAAUAUAAAUGAUAUAUAUGGAUUAGCAUGUACCUGUAUAUUAUUAAACAUGCAAUGAACUGACUGGUAAGUGAAGUCUAAUCUUAUGGCUAGCAAUGUAAUUUAUUCAGACUGUAUUUUUGUACAGCGCAGUGCACACUAACCUAUUGCCUCUGUGUCCUCUAUAAUGCCUAAAACUGUGCCUAGAAAUUUCAUUUAUGUCUUUCAAGGAAAAAAAAAGAAAAGAUGACUAAAUGCUUCAUGUUGUUGAUAGUAUUGGUUUUUCUGAUGUUGUUCUUUAUUUAUUUUUGAGAAGUGUAUGGUAUGUUUAUUAAAUGAGUCCAUCAAAAUAUGGUUCGUUUUAAAUGGUCAUUGUUAGCAGGGAAAGAUGGAUUUUUUUUUAAUCUAAACUUUUAAGUUUGCAGUUUUAAUACCAUUUCUGCAUUUCACAAUUUUUGUAGCUUACAUAAAGUUUUAUGUGAAAAAGUAACUGAAAUAAAAAAAAAAAUUGUUACACUAAGAAAAUGUGCCUGUUUUGCUCUGAGUAGAAGAUGUAUGCAGCUCAGGUGGCAUGGUUUCCUGAGAAGGAACAGGCUCCUUAGGCUAAUGAAUAUUCCUGGUAUUCAGUUAUUCCAUGCUAAAGGAGUCUUACCAAAAUAUACAGGGGGAGAGAGGGAGAGAUGGAGGGGUGUCAUUGGCAAGUUCCGUAUCUCACCUGGCCAUAAAGCAGUAGCACAGGGUGAGUUUCUGGGUGUCACAGAGCCCACACUGCCUUUAUAAAGAUGCAAGUAUUGUAACAUCAGAAAACCAAAUGCUUUAAAUGUAAAUAACAAGACCAUGUGUUGAAAUGGGAAUCUGUACUGAGCACCUUGUUCCAGUGGGGGAAUUUAUUCAUUAUAUACGGGUUUCAUUUUCACAUUUCCAAUAACUAAUACUUUUGUCCAUUUUGAUUCUGAAAGCUGGGUUACUUUUCAUUGUGAAAAAAAAUAGAUGCUAAUUUUGAACCUUAAACCUGGUGUUGCAAAAACAGAAAAGCAUGUUUAAAGCACUAAA
This is a messenger RNA of Corvus hawaiiensis (hawaiian crow), 4891 nucleotides long. It is a transcript of the gene TMEM47, whose product is annotated as transmembrane protein 47. The coding region runs from base 220 to 765 and encodes 181 amino acids. The transcript has 3 exons. Gene Ontology annotation, cellular component: cell-cell junction; membrane. Lineage: Eukaryota; Metazoa; Chordata; Aves; Passeriformes; Corvidae. The record is from RefSeq and is a predicted model, not a curated record. Gene Ontology annotation, biological process: cell-cell adhesion.